Messenger RNA from Saprolegnia parasitica CBS 223.65, 1794 nucleotides. RefSeq lists its product as hypothetical. The coding region runs from base 1 to 1794 and encodes 597 amino acids. The transcript is spliced from 7 exons. Lineage: Eukaryota; Oomycota; Saprolegniomycetes; Saprolegniales; Saprolegniaceae. The record is from RefSeq and is a predicted model, not a curated record.
AUGACCUUUGAGACGACGGCGAAUAACAUCGCGCACGAGACCGUCCUGAGCAUUGACCACCUACUCACGCGCGAGGUGCAUGCGCGCACGCACCGGGCCAAGAUGGAGCAGUACAUCCGCAAGCUGGAACAUGAAAAUGCAACCUGGCGUGACAAGUUCAAGGCCGAAGUCAUCAAGACGAUGGACGCCACCGCGCUACGGGAGGCGCACGCGACGGCCCAAUCGACCAUCCAAGAGCUGCGGGACGCAUUGCGUGCUGCAGAGGCCCGCAACCUCGAGCUCGAAGCUCAAGUGCAGGCGUUGACGGCGACCGCAACCGAGCUUUCGCUCAACGCCCGCGACAUGGCUGUUCGCGUGCUUGACGAGACGCGACUCUCCAACAACGAGUUGGAAGUGCGCUUGGUGCAAGAGCAAAUCACGAGUGCGGAGCUGCGCGAGGUCGUGACGCAGUGCACGGAGAAGAUCGCCGACCUCACGUCCGCCAAUAUUCUCCUCAUCAAAAAGGAGGUCGAGGAAAUCAAGGCACCCGAGCCGCCGGAAGGCAUGAGCUUCCGCGCCAAAGAGGCACCCCCCCUGCGCUUCAAGAUCACAACGUCCAUCGACUACCUCGACGUCGUACCGUGGCAGCAGUACGCGCGCCACUUUCAGGCCCUCGUCGCGGGCUCGGACGGUGUCACCAGUUCGAUUCCGGCGCUCACGGUGCCGACGGUCUUUAGCGCGCAAUUUUGGUCCCAGCAGAGUACGCCGGCAGUGCAUGAUCGGUGGUUGGAUCAAGUGACUGCGUUUGGUGUCGCCGAUGCCGGCUUGCAGCGCUUCGACAUCGACCAAGUGCUUGGCCUCAUCCAUGACAUUUGGGUUGACCGUGCAGUCUAUACACUGCAGACCAACACGCUGCGCGUCCCGCGGCAGAGCUUUCCGACGUUCGUCCAGCACUUUUUCUCAAGCGGUAAAUACCAGUGCUUCCCGAAACCUCGUUGCUACUGCGAGGGUAGGUACAAGACAUACGCCGAGUCCAAGGCGCAGCUCUACUUGUUCGUGCUCGGCAUCGCAGAGUAUCGUGAGAGCUCUGCGCGGAUCCAUAUCAUGGGCUGCAUCAUGGGUCUUUCGAACCUCCGCUGUUAUAGCCCCCGCAUGGCCGACAGCCUCCUAGCGCUUCUCGUGGGACUGAUCCCGCUGCCUACGCUUGCGGGAACGCUGGCAUUGCAUGCACACAAACCGCUUCAGUUUGGCUCGAACGUGGUCAUUAUGGCGCUCAACAACGCCUUCCCGCUGCUCAAAGACCCGAACGACGUACCCAACUACAUCGACCGCGUCGUCAUCGCACCAGAGACGCAAGCGAUCAUGCGCGAGAUGCUGCACGACCAAGACACUGACGUUGCAGAGGCCGCGCUUGGUACUGCGCGAUCCGUGAGCUCGUCCCGACCCUCGAGUCGGCACUUGCCGCGCAGCAAACGGUGGACCAUGCUGACGCUCGAAGGGGUCUUGGGGAUCGCCAUGCACGUUUGGAACACGCAAGCGGCGAGAGACCUCGAGACGAUCACGGCCAAGCUCAAGCGAGACACGCCGAUUGACGGGGUCGAGUACAGCGAGUUCAAGGCGCUGGUGACCAAGUACUUUCCAUACGAAUUCGUCGAGCAAGAUGUGCUUGAACUGUACCAAAAGGCGCACGAGUUUGAGCUCAACGCGGAGCGGGCCAAGUACCUCCCGAACGUCAAGCUCGAGAGCUUGGCGCGCAUGCUUUGUGCCAAGGGCGUACCGAACCUCAGCGCCCGUACGAAGAAAGGACACCACUGA